CACAAAUAUUUUGUUUUCUUCACAGGUUUCCCUUUACUAGUCCUUUACAGGCACCAAUAAACCUCAUCCACAGCAAUGGACGGAGCACCAAACCCCUCCAAGAAGGCUUCUGGAAAUAAACAAACCUUGACUGCAUGGGAUAAUGGAAAUCAAGGCAAAGAUCAAAGCCAGAGCAGUGGUCAACAGAGUCAGGGCAGUGGCACAAUAAGCCAAAGCUCAGGACAACAAAGUCAAGGAAGUGGACAAAGCGGAUGCCAACAAGGCCAAGAUCAAAACCAAUCCAGCGGGCAACAAGGCAGUGGAUGCCAGCCACAAGGCAGGGGGCAGCAGGGUAGCGGUUACCAAAAAGGACAGGAUCAAAGCAGUGGACAGCAGGGUAGUGUAAGUCAACAAGGACAGGAUCAGAGCAGUGGACAGCAGGGUAGCGGAUAUCAAGGACAGGAUCAAAGUAGUGGACAGCAGGGAAGUGCAAGUCAGCUACCAGGCCAGGGGCGAGGCAUUGGACAGCAGGGUGGCACCAUCCAACAAGGACAGGAUCAAGGCAGCCAGCAGGGUGGUGGAUGCCAGCAACCAGGACAGGGUCAAGGCAGAGCACAGCAGGGAAGUGGAUACCAGCAACCAGGACAGGGUCAAGGUAGUGACCAACAAAGCCAAGGAGGUACCUGUGGCCAAGACAGCCAGAGUGGAAGCCAGAGUCAAAGCAGAGGGCAAGGCCGUGUGAGCCAACAAGGGGGCCAGAGUCAGGAUCAGGGACAAGGGCGUGGUGGACAGGACUCUUCUUAUAACUUUAGACAAGGAAAAGAGAAGCAAUAGACCCAUCAGAUAAAAGUGAAACCUCUGUGUUUUCAUGAUGACCUAAUCUGUGUUUUCAUGAUGACCUAACCUCUGUGUUUUCAUGAUGACCUAAUCAGUCUCGUAUAUCCUCUGUGUAGAACUACUGUAGUUACAUGCAUAUAAAUUAAAGCAAAUUAUAU
This is a messenger RNA of Pseudophryne corroboree (corroboree frog), 974 nucleotides long. RefSeq lists its product as uncharacterized. The transcript is spliced from 4 exons. Lineage: Eukaryota; Metazoa; Chordata; Amphibia; Anura; Myobatrachidae. The record is from RefSeq and is a predicted model, not a curated record. Bases 76 to 813 code for a protein of 245 amino acids.